UGAUUUCCGGUAUUAAGCGUUUGGAUUUUCAGGUUCCAUGAAGUGUUUGUUAUGUGUGUGCGUGUGUGUAUGAGUGUGAGUGUGUGUGAGAGUUUGUAGUGUGCUUGUAACCGUUCCCAGCUCGGAUACUGUCACCGCCUUGCACCGCAGGCAGGCACCGUGUUCCUACAUGCAAGUUACCGUCGCGGCACCACAAUCGUUGGCCAGCAAUGACCGAAAGCCCCGCGACCAAGCCAGCCAACGGGGACGUGUGUCAGCGUGUGAAGAACGGACUGAAACCGGACAGGAACGGCUUGCUGAAGAGCCUCCACCGCUGCCAUGAGCAGCAGCCCAAGCACCACUGCCACCCCGAAGAGGAGGAGGAGGUCCAUGCAGCAUCACAUCAUGGCAGCCUGUAUAACCGGUCCUUCAUUGAGUCUUUCGAAGAGACGCCCAUGCUGGUGGCAGUGCUUACCUACAUGGGCUAUGGCAUUCUGACCAUCUUCGGCUACCUCCGCGACUUCCUCCGACACUGGAAGAUCGAGAGGUGCCACAUCGCCAGGGAGAAGGAGGAACAGAAGGACUUUGUGCCCCUCUACCAGGAUUUUGAGAACUUUUACACCAGAAACCUCUACAUGCGUAUAAGAGACAACUGGAACAGGCCCAUAUGCAGCGUCCCGGGGGCCAAAGUGGACCUGAUGGAGCGAUCCUCUCGUGACUACAACUGGACUUUUGAGUACACGGGUCGGGUAGUGCAUGAUGUGAUUAACUUGGGCUCAUAUAAUUACCUCGGCUUCGCUGAGAACACCGGCCCAUGUGCUGACUCUGCAGCAGAGGUCACUAUCAAGUAUGGCGUCGGAGUUGCGAGCACCAGGCAGGAGAUUGGUAACCUGGACAGACAUGAGGAAAUGGAGAAACUGGUGGCUAAGUUCCUAGGUGUUGAGUCAGCCAUGGCGUUUGGGAUGGGGUUUGCAACAAACUCCAUGAACAUACCGGCACUGGCUGGCAAGGGCUGUCUGAUUCUGAGUGAUGAGCUGAACCAUGCCUCUCUGGUCCUGGGAGCCCGACUCUCCGGGUCUACCAUCAGAGUCUUCAAACACAACAACAUGCAGAGCCUAGAGAAACUGCUGAGAGAAGCCAUAGUUCACGGGCAGCCCAGGACUCACAGACCAUGGAAGAAGAUCCUCAUAGUGGUAGAGGGCAUUUACAGCAUGGAGGGCAGUGUAGUGCGCCUGCCAGAAGUGAUUGCCUUGAAGAAGCGCUACCGGGCCUACCUUUACCUAGACGAGGCCCACAGCAUAGGGGCCCUGGGGUCGAGAGGGAGAGGUGUGGUCGAUUACUUCGGCCUAGACCCCUGCGAUGUGGAUGUCAUGAUGGGUACAUUUACCAAGAGCUUCGGCGCUGCGGGGGGAUACAUCGCAGGGAAAAGGGAGCUUAUUGAGUACCUGCGCUCCCAUUCCCACAGUGCGGUCUACGCCACCUCCAUGUCUCCUCCUGUGGUGGAGCAAAUCAUCACUUCUAUGAAGUGCAUUAUGGGAGAGGAUGGCACAACGAUCGGCCUUAAACGCGUGCGACAGCUGGCAGAGAACACAGUCUAUUUCCGCAAGAGGCUUCGAGAAAUGGGCUUCAUCAUCUACGGCAACAUGGACUCGCCUGUCGUACCCAUGAUGCUCUACAUGCCCGCCAAGAUAGGAGCUUUUGGCAGGGAGAUGUUGAAGAGGAACAUCGGGGUGGUGGUUGUAGGCUUCCCAGCUACACCCAUCAUCGAGUCCCGGGCGCGCUUCUGCAUCUCAGCCGCCCACACAAAAGACAUGCUCGACAGGGCGCUGAGCGUCAUCAGCGAGGUAGGAGACCUUCUUCAGCUCAAGUAUUCCCGACACAGAAUACAGCCGUCUUUGGCGCGGCCCUUUGACAAUAAUGUGUAUGAGGACAUUGACGACUGAUGAACCGCUCCUCUCCUGAAGUGGCAUGAACCUGAACAACCCCAGAAAAUACAGAACGGGUCAAGAUGGAUCACAAGUCUUCCACAAGGACCGAGACGUGCACAGGUGCCCCUUGUCACUAGCUUGCCAUAAUGUAACCCCCCUCAACAAAAGGAAAAACACUUAAAACUAUUCUCUAAUUCUACUUUGCCUUACCUAAACAUGCUGAACUUGCAGUGAACACACUGAAAAAACAGCACGUCUGCUUUUUCCUGUGUACUUUUAUUACAUUUUAUCAUUUCAGGUCUAAGAAUUUUCUUUAUUGACUUGUAAGUGUGUAUGUCUGCAGUGCUCGUAGCACUCGCUGUGUUAAGCCUUGUGUAUGUGAAGUGGACAAUGUCAACUUUCCAAAUGUCUCUGAAAUUGUGAGCUGCUGGUUUUUUCUUUGUUUUGGGCGGGGGGGGUCAAAUAUGGAUCUAAACUGAACUUUAAUGGGGUAAAGGUUUAUCACUCGUAAACAUUAAUCAAAAGAACAAGACAUGUUUGUUCAUCCAGUCUCGUUCAGAUCAGUGGCCAAAAAAUAGAAAUCACUGGAUGUUGCACAGUGACCACAUUUCAUCCUUGUCUGUCUGUCAGUAAGAUAACUUUAUUUUAAGGAUUAUGUAAUUAAUGAUCCAAAUCUGGAUGUUUUGCAAUUUGCUGAUUUUAUUGUUUUUUUGUUUUUUUUUUUUAAUUCUUAAACAUUACAACCCCAACAUCCACCUGGCAUUGCUUUGGGACUUGUUUUUGGUGGCAGUGCACAUUCUACAUGACGACGUCUGUUUUUUUUUCUCUCCAGGAAGUAGGACUAGUGAAAAGUAAAAGCCCUGCUAAUUCCAGCAGGGAUUUUUAGACGUGGAGUCAAGUCAGGUUCAAGGAGCAGUACAAACCGUACUGCUUGACUUGAGCCAACUGAAAUUGUGAUUGACAUUACAUUGUUGUCCAUCCUUGGUUCUUCUAGACAGGCUAAAAAUGUAACAUCAGAGUUAAACAUGGCAUUUUCAUCAACAGUGGUAUUGAUGAAGCACUACAAAAUAUGCCAAAGUUAGAUGACGUUGAACAGCAGAUCAUUACCCUAAACAGUGAAUGCAGUGACAGAAAUAGUUUGGCAUUUUGGGAAAUAUGCUUUUUCCUUUUCUUUAUCCUUAGAGUUAGAUGAAAAAACGAAUACCAUUCUGCUGUCUGUAAAGUAAAUAUGAAGCUGCAUCCAGCAGGUGCUUAGCUUAGCCUACCCUGAAGGGACAUCGUUCUAGCCAGUAACUCUCCAUAAAACCACACAUUUUUAUUUUCACAUUUUGGCUUCUGUACCAAUUAAACAAACGCCUUCCUCUGUUUCCAGUUAUUUAUGCUAAGCUAAGCUAAUUGGCCAUACAGGUACAAGAGUGGUAUUGAUCGUCUCAGCUAAAACAAAAACAAAACACCCAAAAUGUCAAACUAUUCCCUUUAAUUCAGGUCAGUGGGAUGUUAAAUGUCUAAUGCUUUCUGCAGCAAGCUAAUGUACUUAGUAUAAUUAGGAUUCAUAAAAGCCAUGAAAAACCCAUGAAAACAAAAAGUCAUGAACUACAGCUUGAGAACUUUAUCUGCCUAAACUAACACCAGCUCUGGGUCGGUAAAAAGUGCCAAAUGGAAAUGGAGUCGAAGUACUUGUGAGCAUGUCAUUAACCAUGUUAUUGUAGCAUAAGAAAGUAAAUUGCCCACACACAGAGGAAUAUCCCUAUGCUGCAUAUCUCCAGCAAUCAGAUAUCAUAGCAUUUGCUAAAUCUAUCAAAAUAAUCCAACAUAUCUGGAUACAUUCCAAAUGCAAAAUGUAAAAGACUAUUAGUAAUGUAACACUCACAAAAUGGACAGCUAAUUAGCCAGAUUGCAUCUUUUGUUGGGUAAUUAAAUUAUCCAUUUGGAUAUUUUUGUUGUAUCUCCAUUAAUUAUAGUAUUUUGUCUUUUCCAGUGGCAUCAUUCAAGUAAAUUGAAUUGAAUUAUAACGUGUAGGAUUAAGUAGUGUCUAAUGGUGUAGUUGCAGAUUGCAACUCCCUCAUUUCACCCCCCCUUCCGAUCGCGAAGGAGAAAAUACAGUGGCCGUGCAAUGCGCAAAAAACGCAAACAGCCAUAUCUAGAGCCAGUGUUUGGUUUGUCCAUUCUGGGCUACUGUAGAAACAUGGUGGUACAAUAGCAAUGGUAGCCUCCAUGGAAGGUGACCUAAAAAGCUGACUAAAAACAAUACCUGUUACGUUACCUUUAUGAAUGGUAACUUAAGAAAGCAACAUUGUAAUUGAAACGACUAAAUCACAGCUGCUGUAAAAGAAUGGAAAGAAAUGUCUGAACUUUGAGUAGGGAAUUUAAUUCCUAAUCGUCUGUUACUCAUUCAUUUGGUCAGCCUCAUGUUCCCACAGCUAUGUUAGAUAUCACCAUUAAUGCGUGAUAGUAUGUGUUGGUACUUGACCAGCUUAGUGUGUUUUUGUACAGUUUAAUGUAUCACGGACGACCUCAAAGAUCAAGUUUAACAUGACUCGCAGCCUAUGAGGCCAAAAGUUGUCAAAUUAGUCUUUUUUAUUCAAAGGCCAAUUUCUGCCCAAUACAAAGUCCAGUGUAUUGGCAUCAAAGCUCCAGUUAAAAGCUAAAGUCUAAAGGGUCAGUUUAGUUCAGGAAGUGUAAAAAAGUUAAAUUAUAUUUAGAUACUUAUAUCUUCAGGCCAGACAGGAGAAGAUCUAACCUAGUCUGGAUGUGAUUCAGCACCAUUUGUAAUAUCCUUCAUUUCCACCCUAUCUCUUGGGUGCUUAUAAGUAAUAACCUUAUUGCUUUGUGUUUGAUAACACUGUUUUAAUGCCUUGUAAAGCAAAGUGCUAUCUCUGUGCUGUGACUCAAAAGUCAUUAAUAACUUAAAUCAGUGUGACUGGGGCUCGGAUUGUGGGCUUGCUUGCAUGGUUUCGGGCAAUAAUGUGUUCAUUACUGCACUUUUACCUUGCUUUUCUUCCGUAUACACACACCUGUCUUUUAAACUCUUGGUUUAUCUUUACAUUGUGCUACUGAGCUUUGGGACAACAACAGUCCUAAAUGAAGGCAGCUGUAAAAAGCAAAAGAAAAGAAAAAUCCCACAUGCAUACAUUCCCUCUUGCACGUAUGCACUGACAAGUAUUGUGUUACCACUCGUUCCUCAUACUACUGCAUGUACAGUAAGAGUUAGUCAUUGAAGCUGCUCCGCACCACAGCCGGUGGUGCUCAAUGAUAUACACUGUUCUGCUAGAUGUGAUUGAUUGAUUGUUGUCAUAAAAAUCCACUUCAUUCCAGAGAAAGUUAGUAUAUCUGUCUGGGCUCUCGGGAGAUUCUUCUUCUUUUGUUCUUUCAUAUUAAUGUUUGUCUGUUACUGUAAAUGAGAGGUGUUGGUGUUAUUUAGUUCCCUUACUGUAGAAAAGGUCUCAAAACCUGAAUCCUGGGAUUACCAAUGAUUGUCCAAUAGCUAAAAGCUAAGAGUUACAAUGUUACUCAUAGGUGCAGAAUGUCUUUUUAUGUAUUUUUAAGUUUGCACACAGGAAAGUCAUCAAAUGAUAAUAAAAGCAGGCAUUUUUUUAAAUAUAUAUAUAUAUAUAUAUAUAUAUAUAUAUAUAUAUAAAACCCCAAGACCUUAUGGUCUGAUGUCUUAAUGAUGCUAUUCUCAAUAUGAAGUUGAUCAAUACAGUACCAUCAAAAGUAUUGGUACUUGAUGAACAAUAACCAGAUAUUUACAACACUUUGAAGAAUAACGUAUUUGGUCUUGGAUGGUCUAUCCAUGAAAACUGCUGUACCUUACCAAGGGGAAUUAUUAAACCACUUUGGUCUUAAAAAAAGAGAUUCCCAAAGGCAGAAAAACCUUGAUGGCUUUUUAAGAUCUAUGAGCUUUCCUGGUGUAGGAUGAAAUAUAGUCCCAAUAUUUUGUACAAAGUUUAUAUUGUUUCAUUGAAAAGGAGCUAUUCAGAAUAUUUUGUUUACUAUAGGGUAAACCGGGAAUGAUGGUUAUCACUAUUACUGGCAGCGUUUGUUUUAACUGCUAGAGUGUGCCAAUAAUAGAUGCAAUCACUGCAAUGGUAGAGGGCAAGUUACCACACAUCAGAGAUGAUUAUUUUCUGAUAUAGUGCCUUUUGAAGCAUUUUCUAAGAAUUCUGAUUAUAGUAAGUGUCAUAACUUGUUCAUUUUUACAAUCUUAUUUGACUUCUUUUACUACUUUGUCUGCAACAAUAUUUAAAAUUAGCACUGGAUGUGUUCUCUAUGUUGACUAAUUGCCAUGCAUUUGAUCAUAGAAAAAUGCACAAUUUGCAACGUAUCAGCAAAUUAAUAAUAUGUAAAGUGUCACCUAUGUCAAUGGUAUCAGUAGGUCAUUAAAACAAUAAAAACAAAGCUGUUCUGAA
Dicentrarchus labrax (European seabass) is the source of this 6316-nucleotide messenger RNA. RefSeq names its product serine palmitoyltransferase 2. The transcript is spliced from 12 exons. The coding region runs from base 210 to 1922 and encodes 570 amino acids. Gene Ontology annotation, molecular function: serine C-palmitoyltransferase activity; pyridoxal phosphate binding. Gene Ontology annotation, biological process: sphingosine biosynthetic process; ceramide biosynthetic process. Gene Ontology annotation, cellular component: serine palmitoyltransferase complex. Lineage: Eukaryota; Metazoa; Chordata; Actinopteri; Moronidae. The record is from RefSeq and is a predicted model, not a curated record.